Messenger RNA from Caenorhabditis auriculariae, 678 nucleotides. Lineage: Eukaryota; Metazoa; Nematoda; Chromadorea; Rhabditida; Rhabditidae. The record is from the annotation of a GenBank genome assembly.
AUGUCGCAUCAAGUGAAAAUUGAGCAAAUGGAAAGGAGUUUGGAGUUUGUUAUUAGCAAUCUAGGCGAAGUCGUCAAAAACAGCAGGCAGCCACAUAAAACGGUAACAAUUAAAUUUAUGUGUUUCUAAACUUGGUAUUUGAAGCUGACUACAAACGGCGUUAAUUGUUCAAAAGAUGAAGUGAAGCAGUUAAUGUCGGCGUUCGCCGACAAGACGACAGCCUUAAUGAGAGAAAAACUCUCUGAAAUUGUCAAAUCGGAAAAUGUAUGAACUUUAUCUGAAGGCCUUCCGCAGAGUUUUUUUUUUAGUUAGAAGAGAAAUAUGAGAAACUCGAGCGUCUCAUCCAGAACAGCGAAAAAAUCAACAAAGAACUGGGAGUCACCGAUGGCUAUAGGCCCAUUGAUGUACGUUUUCUGAAUUUUUCGAAAAUUUCCCAACUUACAGCCUUUGACCGACACGACACUGCACGUGAGGAAAACUUUCGAGACUUUGAAAACGCCUCUUCAAGAUGCCAUUGAAGCGAUGAAGGAGGAAAUCGAGGUUGCGUCAAUUUUUAAUUGCUGCUUUUUAAGAUCAUAUUUGUAGGAAAAGACACGGGAGCGAGAUGAAAAGAAAGCCGUUUUGCGAGAGCUCGUGAAUCUCCUCGAGAAACAAACCAAAGAGGAAAGUUGUAACUGA